UAGUCCCAGUCUUUGUGAAAAUUUCUCUAAACUGACGUAGCAUUCUCUUUUGUUUUCCUUCGAACAGAGAACAUAGUAUAGUCACAAAAAUGGUUCAAUCUGCAUCAGCUACGUCUGUAGGAGGGGGAAGUAAAUCACCAUCAAAAGGUCUUGCUAAGACCUCAAGUGGAGGUGGACAAGCUAGGCAAAGGAAAGGGGCAUCUAGUGCCGUCACAAGAAGAACAGCCCCUGCUGGUGGUGGUGGAAUGUGGAAAUUUUACACCGAAGACUCACCUGGAUUAAAAGUUGGUCCUGUACCAGUCCUCGUCCUGAGUCUUCUCUUUAUUGCCUCUGUGUUUCUCCUUCACAUUUGGGGAAAAUACAAUCGAAGUUGAAUGGAAUGCCUGCCAAAAAAGAAUGCUUACAAACAGCAAGUCCAUGAACAAGAAUAUGAACUUUGAAAUACACAUGUGAACUUUACGCAUAGUCACUUAAGAAUAUUGUCAU
Molecule: messenger RNA, 486 nt
Organism: Dendronephthya gigantea
Lineage: Eukaryota; Metazoa; Cnidaria; Anthozoa; Malacalcyonacea; Nephtheidae
Product: protein transport protein Sec61 subunit beta-like
Exons: 4
Coding region: 90-374 (94 amino acids)
Biological process (GO): intracellular protein transport
Cellular component (GO): Sec61 translocon complex
Source: RefSeq, a predicted model, not a curated record